AUGUUUUGUCGUUCCAAUCCAAGUAAACUGUGUAAAUUGUUGUGCAUAAAUUGUGCGAAUCGUUGCAAGAAAGAAAGCCUCUUGUUUCUCUUCUUAAUUGUGAUUAUCUUUUCAAUCCAAAAGAUUUCUCGUUAUACUUUUGAAGAUUCACGUCAGCUACUGCUAUGCGUCGACACGAAUAUUCCGGCAGUCACUCCGCCAUCAGCAGACGGCCUAAUCAUGACACCGAAUCUUCGCCCCAAUCAAUGGAAAUCAUUCAACGCCACUUCUAGUAACGAAACAAUCAAUCGACGGAUCUUCUUUCACGAGACGAGCGGUCGCAAUCAACUCAGUUUGCAACAAUGUUGCGCUGUGGAAUCGGCAGCCAAACACAAUCCCGAUCGGCCUGUCCAGCUCUUCAUCCGGCCAUUAAAAGACGGUUGCCUUGGUGACGGCCGACAAUCGUCUAGUCAUCCAUCGGCAUUGUUCCACAAUCCACCGUGGUUAGAUGUACUCUCACACUACCCUAACGUGGCAGCCAUCUUACUCAACGAAGAUCAUUAUUUCAGUGGCACACCGUUACAGGAUUGGUACAGGGCCGGGCAAUGGCUCGAGAGCCAGCACGAAGUCGCUCACCUGUCCGAUUACAUCCGCAUCCUGACGUUGUACAAAGGUGGUGGUUUAUAUUUAGACACAGACAUUCUAACUCUGAAACCGUACCAAGGUGACGUGUUCCGUAAUUGUUUGGUGUACGGCAGCAGCAGACUGGAAGUGUUUAGCAAUGGGGUGAUGCACCUGGAACGCGGCCACUGGCUGUCUGCUGAAAUCGUCCGAUUAUUGGCCGCCGAAUACGAUCCGGAAGCGUAUGCCUAUCACGGGCCGGCACUUGUGAGUGAAGUUAUGGGUAGGAUGUGCGGUGUAGUGGCGGGCAAUUCAAAAACCAAUCAAUGCGAAGACGUCAAACUUUUGUCCGAUCGAUUUUUUUAUCCGAUCGAGGCCCCGUUUUCCGACGCCAUCUUUAACGAGAAUGAAAACAAGACGGAUGUGAAAACGUUAAUUAAAAUACGAAAGGCUUACGGUCUUCAUUUAUGGAAUUCAUUGGCUUACGUUCAUGAACUAGUUCGUAUUGAUUCGAAUCAAAUUUUCUCGAUUCUCGCUCGACAGCAUUGUCCGCUAACUGUUUCGAGAGCCUCAGAUUUCCUAUCGUAG
Molecule: messenger RNA, 1188 nt
Organism: Daphnia magna
Lineage: Eukaryota; Metazoa; Arthropoda; Branchiopoda; Diplostraca; Daphniidae
Product: lactosylceramide 4-alpha-galactosyltransferase
Exons: 1
Coding region: 1-1188 (395 amino acids)
Biological process (GO): glycosphingolipid biosynthetic process
Molecular function (GO): hexosyltransferase activity
Source: RefSeq, a predicted model, not a curated record